This is a messenger RNA of Camarhynchus parvulus, 2087 nucleotides long. Its product is annotated as pre-B-cell leukemia transcription factor 1-like. The transcript is spliced from 10 exons. NCBI's taxonomy places the organism in Eukaryota, Metazoa, Chordata, Aves, Passeriformes, Thraupidae. Gene Ontology annotation, biological process: animal organ morphogenesis; regulation of transcription by RNA polymerase II; embryonic organ development. The coding region runs from base 97 to 1311 and encodes 404 amino acids. Gene Ontology annotation, molecular function: RNA polymerase II cis-regulatory region sequence-specific DNA binding; DNA-binding transcription factor activity, RNA polymerase II-specific. Gene Ontology annotation, cellular component: nucleus. The record is from RefSeq and is a predicted model, not a curated record.
GUGGCUCUGUGGCCGCCGGCUCGGCGCGGCUCCUGUCGCGCCCUGUCGCGAUUUGUCGCGCUGUGUCGCGCCGGGCCCGCGGCUCCAGGCCCGCCCAUGGAGGCCGCGCCGCGGUUGAUGCCCGGGGCGGCCCUGCCGGGGUCUCUUCCGCCAGCACCUCCCCCCGCUGCCGCCGCCAGCGGCGGGGACCCGCCGCCCUCAGGGCCGCCCUCAGGGCCGGCAGCGGGGCCAGCGCAGCGCGACACCGGCGAUGUCCUGCAGCAGAUCAUGGCCAUCACCGACCAGAGCUUGGAUGAGGCCCAGGCCAGGAAGCAUGCCCUGAACUGCCACAGGAUGAAGCCGGCUCUGUUCAGCGUCCUCUGUGAAAUCAAGGAAAAAACAGCCCUCACGGUGCGCGGCCCUGCGGAGGCGGAGCCUCCUGACGCGCAGCUGCUGCGCCUGGACAACAUGCUGAGGGCUGAGGGCGUGGCCGAUCCCGGAAAAUUAGGAGAAGGAGCCGGAAAAACCCCAGAAGGACUCGGAAAUGUGGGUGUGGAGGCCGGGGCGGAGCACUCGGAUUACCGCGCCAAACUGGCCCAGAUCCGGCACAUCUUCCACGCCGAGCUGGACAAGUACGAGCAGGCGUGCAGCGAGUUCACGACGCACGUGCUGAACCUGCUGCGGGAGCAGAGCCGCACGCGGCCGAUCGCGCCGCGCGAGAUCGAGCGCAUGGUGGGCGUCAUCCACGGCAAGUUCAGCUCCAUCCAGCUGCAGCUCAAGCAGAGCACCUGCGAGGCCGUCAUGAUCCUCAGGUCCCGCUUCCUCGACGCCAGGCGGAAGCGGCGCAAUUUCAGCAAGCAGGCCACCGAGGUGCUGAACGAGUAUUUCUAUUCCCACCUGAGCAACCCCUACCCCAGCGAGGAGGCCAAGGAGGAGCUGGCGCGCAGGGGCGGCAUCAGCGUCUCCCAGGUCUCCAACUGGUUCGGGAACAAGCGCAUCCGCUACAAGAAGAACAUGGGCCGCUUCCAGGAGGAGGCCGAGGCCUACAGGGGCCGGCGGGGCCCCUCCCCCCCCUCCCCCGGCUCAGCCUCCUCUGGGUCUUUUAAGAUGACAAAUUCUGGGGAUUCCUUCCUCAACCUGCAGCCCUUGAGUUCCUACCAGAGCCCUCCCAACGUGCAGAACCAGCUGGAUUUCCUGCAGCAGCCGGGGAGGUUGGAGCCCCUCGUGGGGAGCCCUUUGUUCUCCACGCAGCGCCUCGAGGCCAAUGGCAGCUGGCCGGACGCCGCCACCCCCUCGUCCAUCACCGACCCGGGCAGCGACGCCUCCAAUUAAAGAAUUUUUAAUUCCAAGGACCUUUUUGAGAGGAGAGAGGUCAAUUAACGCUAAUUAAUCACGGGCCGAUAGAAUGAUUGACUUACAAUUAAUGAAUUACCUCAGAACAAGCCAAUAGAUUGUGAUGGCAGCGACACCUCUACCUCUCAAUUAUUUAUAACUUCAUUUUGCCUCAGAAAAUUCCAUUUUUUUAAGGAAAAAACUUUGGAUUUUACACAAAGAACCUGAAGAAGAAGGAAAUGAAAAAAGUCUUGGCGUUUGUCUCCAGUUUUACAGCGGAAAAAAUGGAUUUAUUUUCGUUUUUGUCUGGUUUUUUACGCUGGGAUUUCUGUUCUAGGUGCGUUAAACCCCUCAUGUUGUAAUUGGAUGUUCUCUGUAUUGGAAUUUUCUAUAGGGAAUUCUAUAGGAAAUUCUAUGGGAAAAUCUACAGGAAAUUUCUAUAGGAAAUUCUAUGGGAAACUUCUAUAGGAAAUUUUUCUUAAUUAAUUGAGCUAAUUAAUGGAAAAUUUGCUUUACCAAACUUCUCACUGGACGUUGCUUGCAGGCCGGACCUUCCACUGGUAUCAUUCCAAGGGAUUUCAUAUCGGGAAAUUCCACGGGUUCACUUUUUCUGCUGAAAAAGUCCAAAAAUAAAAUAAAAACCCACAAAUUUACCACAAAACAGCCGAACCACGGAAUUUCCCCAUGGGAAUUCGAGGGCAUUUGUGCUGUUCUGGUGCUGUUCUCAGAGUCCGCCCCUUUCAGUUGAGAUUUUAUCAAAGAAAAUAAAUUUCCAA